GUGACGCGCGCGGCCCGGGAGCUGCGGACGCGGAGACCGACGGCGCCCCAGUCGCGGACGCCGCGGGGUCUCCGGGACAGGCCGGGAAGUUUUGUCCACGCCGGGCGGGUAGAGUAUUCACUGGAGAAUCGACCGGAGACCCCAGUGCUGUGUCCAGAUUCUGCAGGGGAGGUUUGCGGGGUCCCUGGCCCCACCCAGCCAGCAGAAUGUCAGCCACGCUGGAUCUGAAGUCAAAGGAGGAGAAGGAUGCCGAGCUGGACAAGAGGAUCGAGGCUCUUCGGCGGAAGAAUGAGGCCCUCAUCCGGCGCUACCAGGAGAUUGAGGAGGACCGUAAGAAGGCUGAACUCGAGGGCGUAGCGGUGACAGCGCCCCGGAAGGGCCGCUCGGUGGAGAAGGAGAAUGUGGCGGUUGAGGUGGAGAAGAACCUGGGUCCCUCCCGGAGGUCUCCUGGGACCCCUCGGCCCGCAGGGCCCAGCAAGGGAGGCCGGACCCCCCACCAGCAGGGAGGCCGGGCAGGCAUGGGCCGGGCAUCCCGCAGCUGGGAGGACGGUGCGGGGGAGCAGCCUCGAGGAGGAGCUGGGGGCCGCGGCCGGAGGGGCCGGGGCAGGGGCUCCCCUCAUCUCUCCGGAGCUGGAGACGCCUCAGUUGCCGACCGAAAAUCCAAGGAGUGGGAGGAGCGACGCAGGCAGAACAUUGAGAAGAUGAACGAAGAGAUGGAGAAGAUCGCAGAGUAUGAACGCAACCAGCGGGAAGGUGUGCUGGAGCCCAACCCCGUGCGCAACUUCCUGGACGACCCCCGGCGGCGCAGCGGGCCCCUGGAGGAGCCGGAGCGGGACCGGCGGGAAGGCAGCCGCCGGCACGGGCGCAACUGGGGGGGCCCCGACUUCGAGCGGGUGCGCUGCGGCCUCGAGCAGGAGCGGCAGGGCCGCCGGGCCGGCCUGGGCAGCGCUGGGGACAUGACGCUCUCCAUGACGGGCCGAGAGCGCUCGGAGUACCUGCGCUGGAAGCAGGAGAGGGAGAAGAUCGACCAGGAGCGGCUGCAGCGACACCGCAAGCCCACCGGCCAGUGGAGGCGGGAGUGGGAUGCCGAGAAGACGGACGGGAUGUUCAAGGAUGGCCCAGCCGCUGCCCUGGACCCCUCCCACCGCUACGAUGACCAGGCCUGGGCCCGGCCCCCCAAGCCCCCCACUUUCCGGGAGUUCCUCUCCCGGCACAAAGCAGAGGUGAGCCGCAGGAGGAAGAGGAGCAGCCGAGCCCCGGCCAAGGCAGCCCCCCGCGCCUACAGUGACCACGACGACCGCUGGGAGACGAAAGAGGCAGCGUCCCCAGCCCCCGAGGCCCCACAGCCCACGCCCCCCGAGGAGACGCCCAUGCAGCCGCCAGAGACCCCAGCCCCUGCCCACCGGCCUCCUGAGGACGAGGGGGAGGAGGACGAGGGGGAGGACGAGGGGGAGGACGAGGAGUGGGAAGACGUGAGUGAUGACGAGGAGGAGAUUGAGGAGGAAGAAGAGGCUGAUGAGCAAGAACCAGCCCGAGACCACCAACCCCAAGAGGCUGAGCCCACCAGGAGCGCCACCAGUGAGCAGGCCAACACAGAGCCCUCCAUACCGGAGGAGCCCCUGCCGCUUCCCCCGGCCCCUGCCACGCCUUCUAGCCCCUUCUCACCCCCUGGAGGCCACCAGCCUGUGUCUGACUGGGGUGAAGAGAUGGAGCUGAAUUCUCCCCGGACCGCCCACCCGGCUGAUGCCCUCUCUCCCGGUGAGGCCUGGCCUUUUGGAAAUGCAUGAAGCUGGCUGCUUGUGGGUGUGCUCGAGGGGUGCACGGGCAGGGGACCCUUGGGGGCUGGGCCCCGGGACCCCGUGUGCCCCACCGCCCUGGUGGCUAGGGAGGACAGUCCUGCCUUCUGUGUACUGUCCAUGCCCGUCUCAGGAACGCCCACCCCCAGAUCCUGCUCCUGCUCUCGGCCACUCAGAGCCCCCUCCCCAAUAAAGAGUUCGCAUCCUCAAA
Diceros bicornis minor is the source of this 2007-nucleotide messenger RNA. It is a transcript of the gene CCDC9, whose product is annotated as coiled-coil domain containing 9. Bases 207 to 1787 code for a protein of 526 amino acids. Lineage: Eukaryota; Metazoa; Chordata; Mammalia; Perissodactyla; Rhinocerotidae. The transcript has 13 exons. The record is from RefSeq and is a predicted model, not a curated record.